AUGAACGACAUUUGUGUUUUGUUAAACAGGAAAAAUGUGGUGCUUAACUACACAGAGAUGGAAGCCAAAGUGCAUGAGGCUACUAAUAACGAAGCAUGGGGUGCAUCGAGCACACUGAUGCAAGAAAUUGCUCAAGGCACUUACAACUACCAAUAUUUCAAUGAAAUCAUGCCAGCGCUCUACAAGCGGUUUACUGAAAAGGAAGCACGACAAUGGCGCCAAAUUUACAAGGCAUUGGUGCUUCUUGAGUAUCUCGUCAAGAACGGUUCGGAACGUGUUAUUGAUGAUGCGCGUGCCCAUCUUUCGAUGAUCAAGAUCAUGCGAAACUUUCAUUAUAUUGAUGAAAAAGGCAAGGACCAGGGCAUCAACAGUAAGUAUAUAUAUAUAUGCAAAGCGGGCUCUUUUUCAUUUCUUACGUCAAUUACUAUGGGUCAACGGAUGGUGUGGGUAGUAGUUAGUAGUGGUUGGACGACACUAUCAGAAAUAGCGUAUGCAUCUAUUUAA
Molecule: messenger RNA, 504 nt
Organism: Zychaea mexicana
Lineage: Eukaryota; Fungi; Mucoromycota; Mucoromycetes; Mucorales; Lichtheimiaceae
Exons: 3
Coding region: 1-504 (167 amino acids)
Biological process (GO): endocytosis; Golgi to endosome transport
Cellular component (GO): endosome; clathrin vesicle coat; plasma membrane
Molecular function (GO): clathrin binding; phospholipid binding
Source: RefSeq, a predicted model, not a curated record